GGGACCAUGGCUCCUACCUGUUGGUGAUCCUUCCCCAUUCCGCCCCCGCCCCAAAGCCCAGCACAGUGCCCUGCACACAGUAGUCGCUCAAUAAAUGUUCGUGGAUGAUGAUGAUGAUGAUGAUGAAAAAAUGCAGCAUCAACGGCAGCAGCAAGCCGGACCACGCGAACGAGGCAAACUAUGCAAGAGGCACCAGACUCCCUCUUUCUGGUGAAGGACCAACUUCUCAGCCGAAUAGCUCCAAGCAAACUGUCCUGUCUUGGCAAGCUGCAAUCGAUGCUGCUAGACAGGCCAAGGCUGCCCAAACUAUGAGCACCUCUGCACCCCCACCUGUAGGAUCUCUCUCCCAAAGAAAACGUCAGCAAUACGCCAAGAGCAAAAAACAGGGUAACUCGUCCAACAGCCGACCUGCCCGCGCCCUUUUCUGUUUAUCACUCAAUAACCCCAUCCGAAGAGCCUGCAUUAGUAUAGUGGAAUGGAAACCAUUUGACAUAUUUAUAUUAUUGGCUAUUUUUGCCAAUUGUGUGGCCUUAGCUAUUUACAUCCCAUUCCCUGAAGAUGAUUCUAAUUCAACAAAUCAUAACUUGGAAAAAGUAGAAUAUGCCUUCCUGAUUAUUUUUACAGUCGAGACAUUUUUGAAGAUUAUAGCGUAUGGAUUAUUGCUACAUCCUAAUGCUUAUGUUAGGAAUGGAUGGAAUUUACUGGAUUUUGUUAUAGUAAUAGUAGGAUUGUUUAGUGUAAUUUUGGAACAAUUAACCAAAGAAACAGAAGGCGGGAACCACUCUAGCGGCAAAUCUGGAGGCUUUGAUGUCAAAGCCCUCCGUGCCUUUCGAGUGUUGCGACCACUUCGACUAGUGUCAGGAGUGCCCAGUUUACAAGUUGUCCUGAACUCCAUUAUAAAAGCCAUGGUUCCCCUCCUUCACAUAGCCCUUUUGGUAUUAUUUGUAAUCAUAAUCUAUGCUAUUAUAGGAUUGGAACUUUUUAUUGGAAAAAUGCACAAAACAUGUUUUUUUGCUGACUCAGAUAUCGUAGCUGAAGAGGACCCAGCUCCAUGUGCGUUCUCAGGGAAUGGACGCCAGUGUACUGCCAAUGGCACGGAAUGUAGGAGUGGCUGGGUCGGCCCGAAUGGAGGCAUCACCAACUUUGAUAACUUUGCCUUUGCUAUGCUCACUGUGUUUCAGUGCAUCACCAUGGAGGGCUGGACAGAUGUGCUCUACUGGAUGAAUGAUGCUAUGGGAUUUGAAUUGCCCUGGGUGUAUUUUGUCAGUCUCGUCAUCUUUGGGUCAUUUUUCGUACUAAAUCUUGUACUUGGUGUAUUGAGCGGAGAAUUCUCAAAGGAAAGAGAGAAGGCAAAAGCACGGGGAGAUUUCCAGAAGCUCCGGGAGAAGCAGCAGCUGGAGGAGGAUCUAAAGGGCUACUUGGAUUGGAUCACCCAAGCUGAGGACAUCGAUCCCGAGAACGAGGAAGAAGGAGGAGAGGAAGGCAAACGAAAUACUAGCAUGCCCACCAGUGAGACUGAGUCUGUGAACACAGAGAACGUCAGCGGCGAAGGCGAGACCCGAGGCUGCUGUGGAAGUCUCUGGUGCUGGUGGAGACGGAGAGGCGCGGCCAAGACGGGGCCCUCUGGGUGUCGGCGGUGGGGUCAAGCCAUCUCAAAAUCCAAACUCAGCCGACGCUGGCGUCGCUGGAACCGAUUCAAUCGCAGAAGAUGUAGGGCCGCCGUGAAGUCUGUCACGUUUUACUGGCUGGUUAUCGUCCUGGUGUUUCUGAACACCUUAACCAUUUCCUCUGAGCACUACAAUCAACCAGAUUGGUUGACACAGAUUCAAGAUAUUGCCAACAAAGUCCUCUUGGCUCUGUUCACCUGCGAGAUGCUGGUAAAAAUGUACAGCUUGGGCCUCCAAGCAUAUUUCGUCUCUCUUUUCAACCGGUUUGAUUGCUUCGUGGUGUGUGGUGGAAUCACUGAGACGAUCUUGGUGGAACUGGAAAUCAUGUCUCCCCUGGGGAUCUCUGUGUUUCGGUGUGUGCGCCUCUUAAGAAUCUUCAAAGUGACCAGGCACUGGACUUCUCUGAGCAACUUAGUGGCAUCCUUGUUAAACUCCAUGAAGUCCAUCGCUUCGCUGUUACUUCUGCUUUUUCUCUUCAUUAUCAUCUUUUCCUUGCUUGGGAUGCAGCUGUUUGGCGGCAAGUUUAAUUUUGAUGAAACGCAAACCAAGCGGAGCACCUUUGACAAUUUCCCUCAAGCACUUCUCACAGUGUUCCAGAUCCUGACAGGCGAAGACUGGAACGCUGUGAUGUAUGACGGCAUCAUGGCUUACGGGGGCCCGUCCUCUUCAGGAAUGAUCGUCUGCAUCUACUUCAUCAUCCUCUUCAUUUGUGGUAACUAUAUUCUACUGAAUGUCUUCUUGGCCAUCGCUGUAGACAAUUUGGCUGAUGCUGAAAGUCUGAACACUGCUCAGAAAGAAGAAGCGGAAGAAAAGGAGAGGAAAAAGAUUGCCAGAAAAGAGAGCCUAGAAAAUAAAAAGAACAACAAACCAGAAGUCAACCAGAUAGCCAACAGUGACAACAAGGUCACAAUCGAUGACUAUAGAGAAGAGGAUGAAGACAAGGACCCCUACCCACCUUGCGAUGUGCCAGUAGGGGAAGAGGAAGAGGAAGAGGAGGAGGAUGAACCUGAGGUUCCUGCCGGACCCCGUCCUCGAAGGAUCUCGGAGUUGAACAUGAAGGAAAAAAUUGCCCCCAUCCCUGAAGGGAGCGCUUUCUUCAUUCUUAGCAAGACCAACCCGAUCCGCGUGGGCUGCCACAAGCUCAUCAACCACCACAUCUUCACCAACCUCAUCCUCGUCUUCAUCAUGCUGAGCAGCGCCGCUCUGGCCGCAGAGGACCCCAUCCGCAGCCACUCCUUCCGGAACACUAUACUGGGUUACUUUGACUAUGCCUUCACAGCCAUCUUUACUGUUGAGAUCCUGUUGAAGAUGACAACUUUUGGAGCUUUCCUCCACAAAGGAGCCUUCUGCAGGAACUACUUCAAUUUGCUGGAUAUGCUGGUGGUUGGGGUGUCUCUGGUGUCAUUUGGGAUUCAAUCCAGUGCCAUCUCUGUUGUGAAGAUUCUGAGAGUCUUAAGGGUCCUGAGGCCCCUCAGGGCCAUCAACAGAGCAAAAGGACUUAAGCACGUGGUCCAGUGCGUCUUCGUGGCCAUCCGGACCAUCGGCAACAUCAUGAUCGUCACCACCCUCCUCCAGUUCAUGUUUGCCUGUAUCGGGGUCCAGUUGUUCAAGGGGAAGUUCUAUCGCUGUACGGAUGAAGCCAAAAGUAACCCCGAAGAAUGCAGGGGACUUUUCAUCCUCUACAAGGAUGGGGAUGUUGACAGUCCUGUGGUCCGUGAGCGGAUCUGGCAAAACAGUGAUUUCAACUUCGACAACGUCCUCUCUGCUAUGAUGGCACUCUUCACGGUCUCCACGUUUGAGGGCUGGCCUGCGUUGCUGUAUAAAGCCAUCGACUCGAAUGGAGAGAACAUCGGCCCAAUCUACAACCACCGCGUGGAGAUUUCCAUCUUCUUUAUCAUCUACAUCAUCAUUGUAGCUUUCUUCAUGAUGAACAUCUUUGUGGGCUUUGUCAUCGUUACAUUUCAGGAGCAAGGAGAAAAAGAGUAUAAGAACUGUGAGCUGGACAAAAAUCAGCGUCAGUGUGUUGAAUACGCCUUGAAAGCACGUCCCUUGCGGAGAUACAUCCCCAAAAACCCCUACCAGUACAAGUUCUGGUACGUGGUGAACUCUUCGCCUUUCGAAUACAUGAUGUUUGUCCUCAUCAUGCUCAACACACUCUGCUUGGCCAUGCAGCACUACGAGCAGUCCAAGAUGUUCAAUGACGCCAUGGACAUUCUGAACAUGGUCUUCACCGGGGUGUUCACCGUCGAGAUGGUUUUGAAAGUCAUCGCCUUUAAGCCUAAGGGGUAUUUUAGUGACGCCUGGAACACGUUUGACUCCCUCAUCGUAAUCGGCAGCAUUAUAGACGUGGCCCUCAGCGAAGCAGACCACUAUUUCACUGAUGCAUGGAACACUUUUGAUGCCUUAAUUGUUGUUGGUAGCGUCGUUGAUAUUGCUAUAACUGAAGUGAAUCCAACUGAAAGUGAAAAUGUCCCUGUCCCAACUGCUACACCUGGGAACUCUGAAGAGAGCAAUAGAAUCUCCAUCACCUUUUUCCGUCUUUUCCGAGUGAUGCGAUUGGUGAAGCUUCUCAGCAGGGGGGAAGGCAUCCGGACAUUGCUGUGGACUUUUAUUAAGUCCUUUCAGGCACUCCCAUAUGUGGCCCUCCUCAUAGCCAUGCUGUUUUUCAUCUAUGCGGUCAUUGGCAUGCAGAUGUUUGGGAAAGUUGCCAUGAGAGAUAACAACCAGAUCAAUAGGAACAAUAACUUCCAGACGUUUCCCCAGGCGGUGCUGCUGCUCUUCAGGUGUGCGACAGGUGAGGCCUGGCAGGAGAUCAUGCUGGCCUGCCUCCCAGGGAAGCUCUGUGACCCGGAGUCAGAUUACAACCCCGGGGAGGAGUAUACGUGUGGGAGCAACUUUGCCAUUGUCUAUUUCAUCAGUUUUUACAUGCUCUGUGCGUUUCUGAUCAUCAAUCUGUUUGUGGCUGUCAUCAUGGAUAAUUUCGACUAUCUGACCCGGGACUGGUCUAUUUUGGGGCCUCACCAUUUAGAUGAAUUCAAAAGAAUAUGGUCAGAAUAUGACCCUGAGGCAAAGGGAAGGAUAAAACACCUUGACGUGGUCACUCUGCUUCGACGCAUCCAGCCUCCCCUGGGGUUUGGGAAGUUAUGCCCACACAGAGUAGCGUGCAAGAGAUUAGUUGCCAUGAACAUGCCUCUCAACAGUGACGGGACAGUCAUGUUUAAUGCAACCCUAUUUGCUUUGGUUCGAACAGCUCUUAAGAUCAAGACCGAAGGGAACCUGGAGCAAGCUAAUGAAGAACUUCGGGCCGUGAUAAAGAAAAUUUGGAAGAAAACCAGCAUGAAAUUACUUGACCAAGUUGUCCCUCCAGCUGGUGUAGACCCAUGUCCCCAACCUUUCCUGCAUCACAGCACACUUAGAAAAGGAUAUUUGCAUACCCCUCUGGGCAACAGAUGUGGAGUUCUUGAGGCUGAGGGCCUCAGCAUCCCCUACACCAUCACCUGGUCAAGAAGCAGGAGACUGGAUGAUGAGGUAACCGUGGGGAAGUUCUAUGCCACUUUCCUGAUACAGGACUACUUUAGGAAAUUCAAGAAACGGAAAGAACAAGGACUGGUGGGAAAGUACCCUGCGAAGAACACCACAAUUGCCCUACAGGCGGGAUUAAGGACACUGCAUGACAUUGGGCCAGAAAUCCGGCGUGCUAUAUCGUGUGAUUUGCAAGAUGACGAGCCUGAGGAAGCAAAACGAGAAGAAGAAGAUGAUGUGUUCAAAAGAAAUGGUGCCCUGCUUGGAAACCAUGUCAAUCAUGUUAAUAGUGAUAGGAGAGAUUCCCUUCAGCAGACCAAUACCACCCACCGUCCCCUGCAUGUCCAAAGGCCUUCAAUUCCACCUGCAAGUGAUACUGAGAAACCGCUGUUUCCUCCAGCAGGAAAUUCGGUGUGUCAUAACCAUCAUAACCAUAAUUCCAUAGGAAAGCAAGUUCCCACUUCAACAAAUGCCAAUCUCAAUAAUGCCAAUAUGUCCAAAGCUGCCCAUGGAAAGCGGCCCAGCAUUGGGAACCUUGAGCAUGUGUCUGAAAAUGGGCAUCAUUCUUCCCACAAGCAUGACCGGGAGCCUCAGAGAAGGUCCAGUGUGAAAAGAACCCGCUAUUAUGAAACUUACAUUAGGUCCGACUCAGGAGACGAACAGCUCCCAACUAUUUGCCGGGAAGACCCAGAGAUACAUGGCUAUUUCAGGGACCCCCGCUGCUUCGGGGAGCAGGAGUAUUUCAGUAGCGAGGAGUGCUAUGAGGAUGACAGCUCGCCCACCUGGAGCAGGCAAAACUAUGGCUACUACAGCAGAUACCCAGGCAGAAAUGUGGACUUUGAGAGGCCCCGAGGCUACCAUCACCCCCAAGGAUUCUUGGAGGACGAUGACUCGCCCAUUUGCUAUGAUUCACGGAGAUCUCCAAGGAGACGCCUACUACCUCCCACCCCAGCAUCCCACCGCAGAUCCUCCUUCAACUUCGAGUGCCUGCGCCGGCAGAGCAGCCAGGAGGAGGUCCCUUCGUCUCCCACCUUCCCCCACCGCACGGCCCUGCCUCUGCAUCUGAUGCAGCAACAGAUCAUGGCAGUUGCUGGCCUAGAUUCAAGUAAAGCCCAGAAGUACUCACCGAGUCACUCGACCCGGUCAUGGGUCACCCCUCCAGCAACCCCUCCCUACCGGGACUGGACACCGUGCUACACCCCCCUCAUCCAAGUGGAGCAGUCAGAGGCCCUGGACCAGAUGAACGGCAGCCUGCCGUCCCUGCACCGCAGUUCCUGGUACACAGACGAGCCCGACAUCUCCUACCGGACUUUCACACCAGCCAGCCUGACCGUCCCCAGCAGCUUCCGGAACAAAAACAGCGACAAGCAGAGGAGCGCGGACAGCUUGGUGGAGGCAGUCCUGAUAUCUGAAGGCUUGGGACGCUAUGCAAGGGACCCAAAAUUUGUGUCAGCAACAAAACAUGAAAUCGCUGAUGCCUGUGACCUCACCAUCGACGAGAUGGAGAGUGCAGCCAGCACCCUGCUUAAUGGGAACGUGUGUCCCCGAGCCAACGGGGAUGUGGGCCCCCUCUCACACCGGCAGGACUAUGAGCUACAGGACUUUGGUCCUGGCUACAGCGACGAAGAGCCAGACCCUGGGAGGGAUGAGGAGGACCUGGCGGAUGAAAUGAUAUGCAUCACCACCUUGUAGCCCCCAGCGAGGGGCAGACUGGCUCUGGCCUCAGGUGGGGCGCAGGAGGGCCAGGGGAAAAGUGCCUCAUAGUUAGGAAAGUUUAGGCACUAGUUGGGAGUAAUAUUCAAUUAGACUUUUGUAUAAGAGAUGUCAUGCCUCAAGAAAGCCAUAAACCUGGUAGGAACAGGUCCCAAGUGGUUGAGCCUGGCAGAGCACCAUGAGCUCGGCCCCAGCUGCAGGAAACAGCAGGCCCCACCCUCUCACAGAGGAUGGGUGAGGCGGCCAGACCCGCCCUGCCCCAUUGUCCAGAUGGGCACUACUGUGGAGUCUGCAUCUCCCAUGUACCAGGGCACCAGGCCCGCCCACCUGAAGGCACGGCGGCGGGGUGCAGGGGAAAGUUAAAGGUGAUGACGAUCAUCACACCUGUGUCAUUACCUCAGCCAUUGGUCUAGCAUAUCAGUCACUGGGCGCAACAUAUCCAUUUUUAAACCCUUUCCCCCAAAUACACUGCAUCCUGGUUCCUGUUUAGCUGUUCUGAAAUACAGUGCGUCAGAACCCAGCUACCAGCGAUCAUUGUGAGGGCAAUGGGACCUUACAAAUAAGGUUUUCUGUGACGUGACUCCAGUUUACACAAGAGAAUCUCACUCCGAUGGUCGGUUUCUGACUGUCACGCUAAAGGGCAACUGUAAACUGGAAUAAUAAUGCACUCGCAACCAGGUCAACUUAGAUACACUAGUUUGUUUAAAAUUAUAGAUUUACUGUACAUGACUUGUAAUAUACUAUAAUUUGUAUUUGUAAAGAGAUGGUCUAUAUUUUGUAAUUACUGUACCGUAUUUGAACUGCAGCAAUAUCCAUGGGUCCUAAUAAUUGUAGUUCCCCACUGAAAUGUAGAAUUACUAGUAUUUUUACUUGGGCUAUCCAGAAGUAGAAGAAAUAGAGCCAAUUCUCAUUUAUUCCGUGAAAAUCUUCUGGGGGUAAAAUUUUAAGUUUGAAAGAACUUGACACUACAGAAAUUUUUCUAAAAUAUUUUGAGUCACUAUAAACCUAUCUUUCCACAAGAUAUACCAGAUGACUAUUUGCAGUCUUUUCUUUGGGCAAGAGUUCCAUGAUUUUGAUACUGUACCUUUGGAUCCACCAUGGGUUGCAACUGUCUUUGGUUUUGUUUGACUUGAACCACCCUCUGGUAAGUGAAUUACAGAGCAGGUCCAGCCAGCUGUUCUGCCCCUUGGGUAUCCAUAGUUAUGGUUUUCUCUGCUGCCCACCCAGGGCAUUUUUUGCAUCACUGGUGCAGAAAUGCAUAAGUGGAUGGGGUACAGCUGCUCUUGUCCUCUGGGGACUGGUGGUGCUGCUUAAGAAAUAAGGGGUGCUGGGGUGGGGGGGACAGAGGAAAAACAUGGUGAUCUAUAGGAUUGGAAUGUCGGGGUCUGUACAAAUCGUAUUGUUGCCUUUUACAAAACUGCUGUACUGUGUGUUCUCUUUGAGGGCUUUUAUAUGCAACUGAAUGAGGGCUGAAGUUUUCAUUAGAAUGCACUCACACUCUGACUGUAUGUCCUGAUGAAAACCCACUUUUGGAUAAUUAGAACCGUCAAGGCUUCCUUUACUGUCAACAGAAUUAUGCCGACUGUCAAGUUACCUUGGCAGGGAUUCCCUGCAAUCAAAAAGAUAGGUAGCAAUUUUGGUCCAAGAUUUUUAAUAGUAUAUACACAACCUGUUAAUGGAUUUUUUUUUUUUUUUUUUUUUUGUAAAUAACACCACUUUGUUAUGAAGACCUUACAAACCUCUUCUUAAGACAUUCUUACUCUGAUCCAGGCAAAAACACUUCAAGGUUUGUAAAUGACUCUUUCCUGACAUAAAUCCUUUUUUAUUAAAAUACAAAAUGUUCUUCAGAAUAAAACUGUGUAAUAAUUUUGUUAUAUUUGGAAGCUCUCCUUGCACAGAGCUGGCAUUUGCCAGUGAGAGCCUCCAACGGGGCAGGUACUGUGCCAGGGCAGCUCUGAAAUUACGGAUAUUCUCUCUUAUCCUCCUGGUUCCUUCAGUGCCAAUGGUAACCUAAUACCAGCUGCAGGGAGCACCAUUUCUCCUAAAGGGCUACACCACUGUCAACAUUAUCUUGGACUCUGUGUCUCUCUCUGUUGGGUCUUGGUCUUACUGUGUGGCUUCACAUCAGGCCAAAAUCGCCAGACCAGGACCCUAAGUGUCUGGUAGAGGCGAUGAUCUUUUCCAAAGUCAGUACUUACAAACUGGCGUUUUUACAGGCUGCACCACUUCCUAAUAUCUGUCUGCUUUAAGCCUGGUUCAACCUCUCAUUGAAUAUUAAAUUUUUCUUUGUAAGAAAAA
Molecule: messenger RNA, 9200 nt
Organism: Chlorocebus sabaeus (green monkey)
Lineage: Eukaryota; Metazoa; Chordata; Mammalia; Primates; Cercopithecidae
Source: RefSeq, a predicted model, not a curated record